GUCGACAGAGAGAGGAGGGGAUGGUGGAGGAGUAAUGAUGAUCCACGCAACAAAAGUACAACCUCAAUUUAGACACCGAGAAAGACCGUCAAGACAACGGCUGCUGAUAUGAAAGAAGGAUGGGGAAGUGAAGCGAAAAGACGAUCACGAGGGAUGAAGAAUAUGCGGUUGAGGGAAAACUUCCAGAUGCACGCACAAAACACGCGCGCCCACACACACACACCGCACAACUUUUCGGAGGCAGUGGGAAAAAGUCACAGUAGGGCCCCAACACGGAACAACGAAAUUCUGAUGGACGAAGGGGAGGGAAUAAUUACUUUGGUUUUUUUGUUCUUUUUUCCGGUUUUUUUAGGAGGUUUUUUUCGAGGAGUUUUCGAAAAAGGGAGAUAUGAAAAAGGAGGAAGAAGAGAAAAGGAUGCUGGGGAUAGACAGCAGAGAAGGGUUUUAUGGAUUUUUUUGGGGAAGGAAGAAAGAAGGAAGAAGAGCGGAUGGAGGAGGAAGAGAAGAGACGGCGAAGAAUGAAAAUCGCCCCGAAAAAGACCUUCUUUUCUGACU
Messenger RNA from Aspergillus welwitschiae, 555 nucleotides. RefSeq lists its product as uncharacterized. The transcript has a single exon. Bases 109 to 522 code for a protein of 137 amino acids. Lineage: Eukaryota; Fungi; Ascomycota; Eurotiomycetes; Eurotiales; Aspergillaceae. The record is from RefSeq and is a predicted model, not a curated record.